AUGGAAGGCACUACUGAUCCGAGCUCGAAAGAAGCAGAAGUUGAGCUCUACACCAUCCCUGCUCAAUCCAGUUGGUUCUUAUGGGAUGAUAUACACGAAAUUGAGAGACGCGAGUUUGAGGAGUUCUUCAGUGAGAGCUCAAUCACUAGAACACCGAAAGUGUACAAGGAAUACAGAGAUUUCAUUAUCAACAUGUACAGGGAAGACACUUCUCGGAGGCUUACCUUCACCAGCAUCCGCAAGUUUCUCGUCGGCGAUGUCAAUCUGCUUCAGAAAGUCUUUCUCUUCCUCGAAAAUUGGGGAUUGAUCAAUUUCGGCUCCAAAAGUGAUCAUGAGAGUGAAGGGAAGCAUCACGCUAAGUUCGAACAAGGCACUCCACUUGGGAUUCGAGUCACUGCAACCCCAAAUUCGAUGAGGCCUAUCACCGUGCCGACCCUUGUUGACGAAAUCACUGAGACCGCCGUCAAAUUACCGCCUCUGACCUCUUAUUCAGAUGUUUUCAGUAAGCCUGAUGAAUUGGUUUGUGGGCAUUGUGCACAACCUUGUGCUUCUGCUUUCUAUGAACAUAACAAGAGUGUUUUUAAGUUAUGCGAAAAGUGUUUCAAGAACGGAGACUACGGGGAGAACAAUUCCUCUGAUGAUUUCAAGUUGAUUGGGGACUCUGCUGCAGCUGUGUGGACCGAGGAAGAGACCCUCCUCUUGCUAGAGUCUGUGCUGAAGCAUGGGGACGAUUGGGAACUCAUUGCACAGAGUGUUUCUACAAAGACUAGACUUGAUUGCAUUUCGAAGCUCAUUGAGCUCCCCUUUGGAGAGUUUCUCAUGGGUUCUGCUUCUGGAAGACUCAGUUCCUCUGUCCCCACCGAGGAUGAAAAUGGUGGACACCAUUCGUCUCCAUCCCAUCCUGUAGAACAGAUGGAAAUCGACGGUCAAUCACACAAGGAAACAGAGGCGAGGGAAGAAAAGGAAGAUCACGCGGAUGAUGAUGAGCCUCCAGCAAAAAGGAAACGUGGUUCACUAAUAUCAGACGGUGAUAGUUCACUUAUGAAACAGGUGGCAGCAAUGGCAAGCAAAGCUGGUCCAUCUAUCUCAACCGCUGCUGCAAAAGCUGCAAUUGCGGCUCUUUGUGAAGAAGCCUCAUGUCCAAAAGAGAUUUUCGAGAAUGGUGAUUACACAAAUUCUGCAGCUGACAGAGCUGAUGGAGGCAGAGAUGCAGAGGAACAGCAAGAAGACAAAGAAGACGGGACAGAGGAACUUCCUGUAGCUCUAAGGAUAAGGGCGUCUGUGGGAACAGCUCUAGGAGCAGCGGCUGCACACGCGAAAAUGCUGGCUGAUCAAGAAGAAAGAGAGAUGGAACAUUUAGCAGCGAGUGUGAUAGAACAGCAGCUGAAGAAACUGAAGAGCAAGUUGAAGUUUCUGGACCACUUGGAAAUGAUAAUGGAUGAGGAAGAGAAAUGGAUGGAGGGUGUCAAAGAAACAACUCUCCAAGAGAGGAUUAGCGUUUUGCAAUGCGCGUUUCGUGGCGGUAUCACCAAACGUUGGGAUCAUACGUACGUGAAGUGA
Messenger RNA from Microthlaspi erraticum, 1560 nucleotides. The record is from the annotation of a GenBank genome assembly. NCBI's taxonomy places the organism in Eukaryota, Viridiplantae, Streptophyta, Magnoliopsida, Brassicales, Brassicaceae.